Zingiber officinale is the source of this 552-nucleotide messenger RNA. RefSeq names its product B3 domain-containing protein At1g05920-like. The transcript has a single exon. NCBI's taxonomy places the organism in Eukaryota, Viridiplantae, Streptophyta, Magnoliopsida, Zingiberales, Zingiberaceae. The coding region runs from base 1 to 552 and encodes 183 amino acids. The record is from RefSeq and is a predicted model, not a curated record.
AUGACGGCGACGCGAAGGUCUUCCAACGGCGGAGGGGCCGCCGCCGCUGUGCCGGAGUGGGUGACCACCUUGGCGAGGAGGCAGCGCACCGGCGACGACGACUCUGCCAUUGCCGUGUCGUUCAUCGCCUCGAAGAGGGUGGAGAAGUCCGACCUCGUAUCGCAGCAGAACCGCCUCUACCUUCCCACCGACUUCGUCGUGGCCAAUCUCUUCGGCCUCCUCUCCGAGGAGGAGCGUGCCAUGGCCAACCUCGUCGACGACAUCGGCGGGCCUAGUAGGCGGAGCCGCACGGAGGCAGAGGAAGAGGAGAUGACGAGGAAGCCGAAGGCGGCGGGGCGGGCGCACGGAGGGCUGCCGGUGCGGGUGUACGCACGGUGCGGGUUCGUGUUCUACCUGCGGCUGACUCGAUGGAACGGAAGCGGUGGCACCGUGAUCAAGGGCGACGAGCUCAAGCUGUUCCUCACAUUUAGUGCGCUGAAGAAGGGUGACAAGAUUGACGUCUGGGCCUUCCGCCGCGGCGGCGAACUUUGCUUCAUCAUCGGGAGGCCGUGA